UCUUCGUGCUGUCGUGGCACCACAUCGUGCUUCCAAAACAUUUCCCUUGACUCGUCUGCCACCCGGCCAUUUCCCUCCCCUUCCCCUCCGCCUCUCCCCUUCUCAUUUUCCGGUUCCUUCCUCUUUCUGGAAAAAAAGGAAUUCUUUGAGAAAACAAGGAGAAGGAAAAUUGACCGGCGGCAGCCCCUAUGAGGGAGAGAUCGGACGAUCAUCUUCCUCGAUCUGAAUAAUUCCGGGCGAGAUAGAUACGUAGGUCAGAUAGAAGGAAGAGAACAAGACGAGGAAUUUUUGUGGUGCUUGUUGCAGGCGGAAAAGAAUUCAAUAGAUUUUUUUUUUUUUUUUUUGUCCUUUUUUCUUUUUACGUUUUGGUUCAUCGGUUUUCUCCGGGCGGGGAGAUGUCGAACCUGUACGGGGAGUUCAACCAGAAGAUCGACUACGUGUUCAAGGUUGUGCUAAUAGGGGACUCGGCGGUGGGGAAGUCGCAGCUGCUCGCGAGGUUCGCGCGUAACGAGUUCAGCCUCGACUCCAAGGCCACGAUCGGGGUCGAGUUCCAGACGCGGACCCUCACGAUCGACCACAAGACCGUCAAGGCCCAGAUCUGGGACACCGCCGGCCAGGAGAGGUACAGAGCUGUUACAAGUGCUUAUUACAGAGGUGCAGUCGGAGCCAUGCUAGUUUAUGACAUGACCAAGCGCCAAUCUUUCGACCAUGUAGCUAGGUGGCUCGAAGAGCUUCGCGGCCAUGCUGACAAAAACAUUGUCAUCAUGCUGAUUGGAAACAAGUGCGACCUGGGAAGCCUUCGUGCAGUCCCCACUGAGGAUGCCAAAGAGUUUGCACAGAGGGAGAACCUCUUCUUCAUGGAGACUUCAGCCUUGGAAGCAACCAAUGUCGAAACGGCCUUCCUGAAUGUGUUGACAGAGAUCUACAGGAUUAUAAGCAAGAAAGCUCUUGUAGCUAAUGAAGAUGGUGAAGGUACUGGUAACGCUGCUUUGCUCAAAGGAACCAAAAUUAUUGUUCCUGGUCAGGAAACGGCAUCUGAUGUGAAGAAGCAAGCGUGUUGUAUGUCCACUUAGAGUUUCUGGAAGAAUUCUCAGAGAUGGUGGGAUCAUUUUUGUAUUUUUGUUCUUUUGAUUUUUUGCCGCUUCUCCCUGACAGCAUUACAGCAUGGCUGGUUUACCAGCUUUGCUGCUGUUCAUAAAACUAAUUACUUUUGGUAUAUUUUCUCACUCAAUAGAGGGGGAACAUAGACAGGUCGGAAGGUUUUUGUUUUUUA
Molecule: messenger RNA, 1273 nt
Organism: Nymphaea colorata (pocket water lily)
Lineage: Eukaryota; Viridiplantae; Streptophyta; Magnoliopsida; Nymphaeales; Nymphaeaceae
Product: ras-related protein RABA4d
Exons: 2
Coding region: 396-1073 (225 amino acids)
Cellular component (GO): endosome
Molecular function (GO): GTP binding; GTPase activity
Source: RefSeq, a predicted model, not a curated record